Molecule: messenger RNA, 942 nt
Organism: Peromyscus eremicus (cactus mouse)
Lineage: Eukaryota; Metazoa; Chordata; Mammalia; Rodentia; Cricetidae
Exons: 2
Coding region: 1-804 (267 amino acids)
Source: RefSeq, a predicted model, not a curated record
AUGCGCCUGCGGCCGCUGCCCCUCGUCGUAGUCCCCGGCUUGCUACAGCUGGUGAGUGCCCGGCCUGCGGUGCUGUCCAUGUGCCGGGAUGCGUUUCGGCGGGAAAUCCUCUUCUGUAAGGGAUCUAGGAGCGAGCUCCUCCAGAACUGGGCUAGAAGCUCAGGCCGUGACGGGAGUUUAGAUCGCCUUACUGUUGAUGGGGAAGAAUCGCACUUAGAGAGAGGCACCUGGAGGCGACUUGAAGGGCUUAGUGAGGGUUGGAUGUACUGUUUCGGUAAAAGGAGGAGGCGCCUUGGCGGGAGCGGGAGGCUGGGGAGCGCGUCCCCGCCGCGCGCACCCCAGUCCGCCUCGCCCCGCCGUGCUCCUCCCUGUCGCUAUAAAGAGAAGGCGGGCGCUGCGCUCGGCUGCAAGCUCGGUCCGGCGCCUCGCAUCCGUUUCCAUCGGGUUCUACAGAAACUCGUGUGGUUCCUCCCGGCGACAGCCAAAAAGGUGAAGCUGAUCGAGAGCGAGGAAGCUUUUCAAGAGGCCCUGGUGUCUGCGGGAGACAAGCUUGUAGUUGUGGACUUCUCUGCCACGUGGUGCGGACCUUGCAAAAUGAUCAAGCCCUUCUUUCAUUCCCUCUCUGAAAAGUAUUCCAGUGUGGUGUUCCUUGAAGUAGAUGUGGAUGACUGCCAGGAUAUUGCUGCAGACUGUGAAGUCAAAUGCAUGCCGACCUUCCAGUUUUAUAAAAAGGGUCAAAAGGUGGGUGAAUUCUCUGGCGCUAACAAGGAAAAGCUUGAAGCUUCUAUUGCUGAAUUUGCCUGAUCAUCCUGAAAAACAGAACCAGCCACCAGCUGUUUAAACCUGUAACUUUUUUUAAAUUUUCAAACAAAUAUGAAGUGUGAAGAGAGUCUAUGCCCAACUGCCAUCUGAUUAUAAAUGACAAUAAAAUAUUAAUUCUAA